Molecule: messenger RNA, 1263 nt
Organism: Humulus lupulus (European hop)
Lineage: Eukaryota; Viridiplantae; Streptophyta; Magnoliopsida; Rosales; Cannabaceae
Product: DNA repair protein RAD50
Exons: 9
Coding region: 84-1016 (310 amino acids)
Biological process (GO): chromosome segregation
Cellular component (GO): outer kinetochore
Source: RefSeq, a predicted model, not a curated record
UUUUUUAAUAGAAAGAAAGAUAAUUGAAUUAAUUUAAACCUCUUCUAAAAAGAGAUUUCCCGCGCUCAUUUGUUAGAGAGAGAAUGGAAGAAUCAAUAGAUAGGUUGUGCAGAAGUUUAGCAUCGUUUAGCAACCAUCUGGAGAGCAGCUGCGAUGCCCUCAAGCAGUCUAUUAACCGUCGCGCCAUCCCUCUCGAUUCGGCAUCUUCUACCUUCAUACAAUGCCUCAAUCGGAGGGUUUCGAGUGCCGGUGGCGAACUUAAUCUGCUUGAAUCGAUGUCGUUGGGAACUGUAUCUUUUGAGGAACUAUUAGGGCACUGUAACGAGGUCUACAAGAACAAUCAAAUACAUCUUCUUGAGCUCCAAGAUCAUCUUAAGCCCUUAGGGUUUGUCCCCGAAUUGGAGAUGGAUGAUGAAGAUGAGCUUCUAAACACCAAUUCAUCUAUUGCGCUUGAUACAUACUCGAAGAUCAUGAGUUCGAACCGUGGACAUGUUUCUUUGGACGACGACGAUUUGUUUGAUGAAUCGUUGAGUUUGAAGAAUAUUGGCCUUUCCAAUGUUUGCCUUGCUUCUUUAGCAUCCGAAGAAAAUAAUAAGAUUGAUGAUCUAGAUGUGUAUUUGCAAGAACCCAUAAGAAACCGGUCACAUGACUUGAAGGAGCAAGAUUAUCCAACCUUGGGAAUAUCCAAAGUGAAAAUGCACUUCGAUGAUGAGGAAAAUGACGAUGUUUUAAAGCCUGUCAAAGCUCUUUCAUCAAUAAAAUUAGUGAAAGAUGAUUACGAGAAUCUUCCUUCCUACAUGAAAGGUCUAGCAUCAUGGGAGGAUUUGCUCACUGCUGUUGACAAGAUCAAUUCAAGCCUGAAUCAGAGAAAUAAUGGAAGUAAUUUCUUUGGCCAAGAUGAAAUUUCAUCACUGGGGUUGGGGCCAAAGACGAGGUCUUAUCUGCUGCUGCUUGUACGCAUGGAUCGGCUUGUUGUCGAGACUAUAAAUGGUUUGAUUUCCUACCGAAUUUUAUAGACACGGUGGAACUCUAUAGACUAACAGAUGCAUCAUCGGGAACUUUAUUAUGUGUAGCUGAAAAUAUUGAUAUUCAGCUAUCUUUUCAUUUGCAGAUGUACCGAGUAAUUGUUCGGCCAUUAUUUUAAGAGCAAUUUACAUAUUCUGAUGCUAUUUCAAAUUUAUUUACAGAAAUAAUGGUACUAUUUUUAUUUACAAAAUUAACUUAUAUAGACUACUGUAUAAAAAAUAAGUUGUCUUUCCAUUA